Molecule: messenger RNA, 1602 nt
Organism: Trichomycterus rosablanca
Lineage: Eukaryota; Metazoa; Chordata; Actinopteri; Siluriformes; Trichomycteridae
Gene: lrrc75ba
Product: leucine rich repeat containing 75Ba
Exons: 5
Coding region: 135-1250 (371 amino acids)
Source: RefSeq, a predicted model, not a curated record
CUGUGUGUGCACUGUGUACGUUAGACGUGUUUAUCGGAUAUAAUCGGACCCGUUACGGUAUGAGGACCCAGAACUAACGGGGAUAAACAGACCGAUCAGCGGACUGAGCGUGCGGAACUCAGGCGCGCGCGGACAUGGGCGCGAGACUGAGCCGCCAGAGCAGCCUGGACGGAGGCGCUGGAGGGGGCUCGCGCAGGAGAGCGCGGCGGAAGCGCGCGGACAGCGGCGGCACCGAGCCCGAGCAGACCGGAAUCCCGUUCCCGCGCGCUGUGCUGCUGCUGCGGACCGACAGGCUGGGCGCGAGCGGACAGAGUCCGUACAUGAGACGGGUCGCGUGGAUCAAAGACAUCCAGAAGCUGCUGCGCGAGAGCAAGAUCGAGCAGGCCACGAGCGUACUGAGACUACUGAGGAAGGAUCUGGGAUUAGAAGGAACAUCCCUGAACGACAUUUUAUACAAAAACGCAGCGUUCCUCAACCUGGUGGAUCCCAUCUCACACGAGCUGCUGCUGAGCCUCGCCCGAGAUAUGCAGUGUCCUAAACAGGACUCGGACAUGCUGAAAUCGUCUGAUAAAAUCUGCAGGCAGCUCAUCUAUCAUCUGACUCCACAUUCCAAAUGGCUGAGACAGAGCGUGAGCAGCAGGAAAGCUCAGGCCUGGUUGAAGACGACUCUUCAGAAGAAGCUCUGCAGUGAUUCUGUGGAUCUCGCCGGGAUCCCACUAUCCACCCGAGAUGUUCGACACGUAGCCUACUACCUCCAGAACAGCGGGGGCGCCGUUAUAUCAGUAGAUCUGAGCUUCACAGAGCUGAGGGACGAAGGGAUGAGAAUCCUGCUGCCCAUCCUGAGUGUUCUGCCCAAACUCACCACGCUGGCACUGAACGGGAACCGACUGACCUUUUCCAUCAUGAAGGAUCUCACAGAGGCCAUGAAGAAUCCCAAAAGUUUCACCUGUCUGGCCUGGAUCGACCUGGGAAACAACGUGGACAUUUUCACCAUGCCACAGCCCCUCCUGGUGGCGCUGAGGCGACGGUGCAGCUUGAAGAGCAGUCUACCCACCAUAUACGAGUACACGGAGGGCCAGCCGUACUGCUACCGCAUGGAGAGCUCUAUAGAGGAGCCGAGUCUGUACGAGGAGGACGAGGAGGAGGAAGAGGAAGACGAUGAGCUAGACGAUAAGCUGGAUCUGGAGCAGUGGAGCAUCGCCGAGCAGAAAAGUUCAGGCAGCUUCACCCUGAAUUACUGCCAAAGGUGAAGCUAACCUCGGACCCGUGGCAUCACCCGGCGAUGGAGAAUUUGAGGUAACGAGGAAGCCGAUGCAAGGCGGAGGGAUGGAGGAACCCGACGCUACCUCUCUGCACUACUUGUUGUUGCUCCAUCAGUUUCCUGUUCCCCAUUGUGGCUUCUUGUUCGUGAUCCAACACCAUCGCAUUCACACGGGGAGCCGGAUGUGACCAAGGUUCGAGUAGCGUAAAAAAAUUAGCCGCACUUACCGUUUUGGUCGUGGACGCUGAUCGGCGUGGAGCGACGGACCGUUGGAGGGAACGUGACGCGUUUCAGAGACGUUUCUUUCUUCUGCAUGGGUAGUAAUCCAGAUAAAGUGUAGC